UUAGGUUAAGGAGAGCAAUAGUGGACACCAUUGACAUAAUAGGUUUUAUUGAAGAACCUUUAUCAAUGGAGUAGUAGAUGAUGAUAAUGUAGUAACAACAGCUCAAGAAGAUUUCUGAUCUUCAGAUAAUUUUUCAACCAUUAUUAAAUAACUUGAUGAGCACAAUGAUGUGUGAGACAAUAGCCAAUAUACCUGCUGAGGAGAAAUCCUCCUAUGUCCUCACAGAAGACAUGAUAGAUGCCGCAAUGAACGAGCAAUUUGCCUAUCAGGAGGACUUAAUAAGUGAGGAAGAGCUAAGUUCACCAGAAGAAAGUGGAGAUCAGGACUCUCAGGAAAGUCUUGUUAACGAAACUGAAACUGUUCAUAACACACCUCCACCACCACCAGACUCUCAUGUUGACACCAACACAAAUACCACUCCAUCAUCAAACAUGGUUCCAACCAGUUCAGUUGUCUCCAACAAUAAAAUGAGCGUGCUAGUAAUUGAAACCGGCUUGGAUAAAAACGGGAGAAAUUAUAUACAAUCUGUUGCAGAGUCACGAAAGGAGGAUGAAAGUGCACAAACAAAUACUGAAUGUGGGUCGGAUAAAACUGUAGAUCAGAACACUGGUGAUAGUAAGGUAGAUGUACCUAUUUUAAAGACGAUUUUGUCGAGUAAUUGUAAAGACAGCAUAAUUGAUCUGUGUGAUAGUGAAGUGGACGACUUUUUAGAAGAAGAUGAUGCGACCGAGAAUGAGGUGAUUGAUGACGAAUUGAAGUCUGUAAUGGAGACAAAUCUGAUGGCUGAGAUUGGAAUGACUGUGAAGAAGCCUGCACCAGAGCCAGAAAACCGAUUGCCUAGGAUAUCUGUGAAGAAUAUCGCUCACAUAUCCACCCAUGUCUUCAACAGUCUGUCAGAAAACGGAUGUACUACUAGUGAUUCACAGUCAGAACAACCGAAGAAGACAAAUGAAAAUCCUAUAAACAAUAAUUUCUCCCCAAAGAUUCCUAAUUACAACCAAUUGAGACCUCUGAACGAUACUCAAGGAACGAUACAGAUAAACAAAAUAGCCGUUCCCCAUUCAGGCUUUUUCAACAAUCAAGGCCAACGAAUGAGGUGUGUUUAUGUCAAGACCACAUCAUCUCUGCCGUACUUGGUAAACACACCUACUCAGACGAUCGCUAACAGCUCAGACCUGAGAUAUGUGGUGACGGCUGCGUCACUAGGGCAGAAGCCAUCUAUGCCGGCAAUUGCUACGUUUCAAAACUCAAACAAAAGUGCAAAUUCCCAAACGUUGAUGUUACCAAAAAAUGCCAAACUGGUGACUGUUGCUAAGAAAGUGCAGAAACCUAUGAUGCCACCGACUAACCCUAAAGUGAUUCAGAAGAUAAAAAACAAUGUCAUUCCUUUUGUCACUGAUAUGCUUAAGAAAACUCUGUUUGACAACCCAAUGAAGACCUAUACAGCACCAGACACUUUCCCAGAACACCCGACUUACACGUGUAUUGAUUGUAAUGACAAGUUUCUACUGAAGACCAGUUUGUCCAACCACGUUGAGAGGCGCAGCAUCAGUAUUGGCUAUUGGUGUCAAAUAUGCAAGGCCAGCUUCCAGUUUUUCAACAAAUGCUCUUUAUCUAUCCAUUUGCGGAGCCAUAAUAUGUCUAUGAAGCAAAUUGAUAUGAGUUCUGUUCAAAUCACUCCUAUUGCGAAGGAAAUGGUAGAGAAAGGAAUUGUAACAGCAUUUUUCAAGGACGGCGACUUGAACUCAAAUAAAUCAAUGAUCUAUGAUAAACCUCAACCUGCUGUAAAUCUAAAUGUGGCCAACUCGAUAUUGAAACCAGUGCCGGGUGUGUCUGGACAAUCAAAAAUUGUCAAUCAAGGCUUGAGCUUAAAUGAAAAGAUCAAAGCAUUGACAUCUCAAAACAAGCAGUGUUCAGGUAGGACCAUAACGCCCAUCCUCCCUAAACCUGCAAAUCCAGUGAAAUCAGUUUCCUUAGUCAACAAGUCUCAAGUUCAGAAUCAGACCAAAGAAUCUUCUGCUUCCAACAUGAAGAGUCUUAUCCUCUUCUGUAAUAAACUGAACCAGCCACAAAAUGUCAUGGGGAAAUCUGCUGUCAAUAUUGUACCUCCAAAUGUUGUUUGUGACGUAGAUACGAUAUUAAAUAACUCAUCUGCUGCAGUGGAAACUAAUGAUAGUGAAAUUGUCAACGAUGAUAAUGCUGUGCCAAACCAACAGGAAGAAGAAGAACUUGUUGACGUUGAUGACAGUUCGGUGUCUUCCAGUAUUCCUACACCGGUUCUUAAUUCAAGAAAUAAGGAGAAUGGUAAAAGAAUUAAAUGCAUACUUCCUAGUAAUUCUAGUAAACGAACCUGCAGUGAAUGUUUGAUUUAUUGUGCAAAUAUCACUAAACAUUUAAGUGGAACUGGUCGACCCGUGCGGUUGGAUCUUGCGUGUAAUGUUUGCCAACUUAUAUUACCGUCGAAAUGUGCGCUAAAAAUUCAUACUAGAAUUCAUAUGAAAACUCCACCGUACAAGUGUCCAGAUUGCGGCAAGGAUUUCACGACUUGGGAUGAACUUUAUGCCCAUUUAAAAUUUUCUUGUGGACAUUUUGCUAAAUGCAUACGUUUUAUUUGCUUAGGAUGUAAAGCACAUUUUCCAACUGGAGCCGGGCUAACGGAACACAUAGUGACACAUCACGGCAAAGAUAUUUUUAAAUGCAGUUUGUGUCCUGUAGCUUUCUACAAAAGAAAUUCACUGUUGAAACACAUUUUCCAUGACCAUCCCAAUGAACCAGACCCAGCAGAUGUAGGAUUGGACUACAAACAAUGUGACAUGUGUCCCAAAAAGCUCUUACCUGAGGAAAGCUAUAUAGAUCAUGCGAAAGAACACUCCAAUUCAAUGAUUUAUGGGUACAAAUGUUCAAUGUGUAAUAUCGUCUACGCUAACAAGAUGGCUUUUAUAAUACACCAGAUCAAAGAAAAAGCUAAAAAAGAUAAGAUGGAGAAGUCUAUAACUGACAAAGCUAAUCCUCCAGAAGAAGAUAUGCAAGUUUCAGACUCGGAUACAGAUCUAGUUGAAGAACCCGUUAUUAUUCGAAGAUAUCCUGAAACUGAAUCUGUGGAUGAAAAAGAUCCGCUGAGUUUGGACGAUUGGGAAUGUACCCAGGAACAGAAAGUCAAAGAGAAAACAACGGAGCUGUGUAUCGUAUGUAAGAAAAAUUCUGUUGUCUUACUCCCGGGAAUUGACCUCAACAAUCAGUCACUAUGCUGCAAGCAGUGUGUAAAACCAAUAGACGACAAUAGCUCAACAGAAUCUUUUUCAUCCAGAAGAAAUUCAAAAAGUCGUCCAAAAUCUAGAAAACUAAGUACCUACAGAUCAUCAAGCUCCGAUGAUGUAAAAAGUUUCACCGCGAAAAGAAGAACUAGCAUUACAUCUCCCGACAGUUCGGUUAACGAACUUUCACAAGACCCUCUUGCUGACUCUCCACCAAAAAAGAAAAGUCGAAAGAAACCAAAAGACAAACGGAGUGUACAAGGUCAAACUCAUAUCCAAGGCCAAGUAAUAAAAUCAAGAUCACUCAACGAGCUGUGUCACAAGUGUUCAAAGUGCGAGUUUGUCUCAGAGGACAGAGAAUCUUUUCUGGUACACAUCACGAUACAUAGAACUGACCCAAACACAUACCAGUGUCUCGAAUGUGGACUUUGUUUUGUAGUUUUACCCUCUCUGGAAACCCAUCUUCAGAUGCACCACGGCAUAAAAGAUGUUAAUAGUUAUACACAGAAUAAUACAGCUAGUUUACCGCAAAAAGCUAGCUCCUCGAUUGAAGAAGAAACACUAGAAAACCAAUGUCCAGUGUGUUUCGAAGUUUUUGGCAGCAAGCUAUCACAUGAUAAACAUUUUCGUAUCCAUGGAAUGGCCUUUAUGAGUAGACUGAGUAAAUCUCCAUGAAGAAGUUUCAUGUGGAUACCCAUCACACUUAAUAUACGUAAUUGUACAUAUUACCAACCUUAAGUCUUCAUGCGUACAGUAAUUCAUUUCCGUUACUUGAAAAUAUAUAUAGUAGGCAGAUGAGUCAAAGCCAGGCACAUUAUUAAAAUAUUUGCUAUUGCAUACAUUGUUCCUUUUUGCGGUUAGGUGUGUCAAUCUUGCAUAAUGUUGUUUGAUUCUACUUGAUUUUUUUCUAGUAAACUUUUAAUUUUAUCCUAAGCUAUUUACCUUAUUUUAAGAAUUUGUCUGUUAAGCUCUUAUACAGAAUGUAAAUAUAAACUGUUUUGAUUACCUCAAA
This is a messenger RNA of Macrosteles quadrilineatus (aster leafhopper), 4266 nucleotides long. RefSeq names its product zinc finger protein 532-like. The record is from RefSeq and is a predicted model, not a curated record. NCBI's taxonomy places the organism in Eukaryota, Metazoa, Arthropoda, Insecta, Hemiptera, Cicadellidae. The transcript has 5 exons. The coding region runs from base 156 to 3929 and encodes 1257 amino acids.